This is a messenger RNA of Diaporthe batatas, 1164 nucleotides long. RefSeq lists its product as uncharacterized. The transcript is spliced from 4 exons. Gene Ontology annotation, molecular function: hydrolase activity, hydrolyzing O-glycosyl compounds. The record is from RefSeq and is a predicted model, not a curated record. NCBI's taxonomy places the organism in Eukaryota, Fungi, Ascomycota, Sordariomycetes, Diaporthales, Diaporthaceae. Bases 1 to 1164 code for a protein of 387 amino acids.
AUGAUCUUCAAGGCUUCGCUGAUAUGGAGUGUGCUGGCCCUCGCGGCUACAGCGCUCCCUGCCUCUACUGGUAUUCACGUAGACAACAAGCAGCCACCUCCAUCAUAUCCGAUUGGCCAAGUGAAAGGCCCAAAUGCCAAAGUAUCAGGCCGACUCUUCAACAUUGAUGGCAAAAAGGGUUAUUUUGCCGGAAGCAAUGCUUGGUGGCUUGCACACUUGAGCAACAACAAUGACAUCGACAUCGCACUCAGCCAGGUGGCCAAGACCCAGUACAAAGUCCUCCGUGUCUGGGGUUUUGGCGACGUGAACACGCUUCCAGAUCCGAGUAACGCGGACCCGAAUAAAGUCUACUUCCAGGUGCUCAACUCGACUGGCAGUUACAUUAAUUACGGCCCCGACGGCCUGCAGAGGCUCGACUACGCGGUCUCGGCAGCCGAGAGGCACGGUGUCAAGCUGGUCCUAAACUUCAUCAACAACUGGGGCGAUUACGGCGGAAUCAAGGCUUACACAAACGCGUUCGGAGCUAACGCGACGGAGUGGUUUACAGACGCGACAUCGCAGAAGGUGUAUCGGAACUAUAUCAACGUCCUGGUCAACAGGUACAAGAAGUCCAACGCCAUCUUCGCGUGGGAGCUCGGAAACGAACCGCGCUGCAAGGGCUGCCCCACAUCGGUCAUCACGAAGUGGGCGACGGACGUUUCCAAGUAUAUCAAGAGCCUCGACUCAAGCCACAUGGUCACGCUAGGCGACGAGGGCUGGUUUGCCCCCGGGACUGCCCUCAGUGGCGACGACGGGUCGUACGCCUACUCCGGCGGUGAGGGCGUCGACUUUGUCGCAAAUCUGGGCAUCAAGACGCUCGACUACGGCACCUUCCACCUGUACCCGGACUCGUGGGGAUACGAGUACCCCUGGGGUAACGACUGGAUCUUGCAGCACGACGAGGUUGGCAAGAAGUCCGGCAAGCCUGUCAUCCUAGAAGAGUACGGUGCGCCAUUCCCCGGCAACCACACGCCCAUCUACAAGCCGUGGCAGGAUACCGUGGUCAAGAGCGGUAGUGUGCCCGGGCCGAUCCUUGGAGAUGUGAAUACGAUAUACUACAAUGACACGGAGUACAAGGUCUUGGGCUUUGAGCAUGCGGCUGCUAUGCUCAAGAAGAAGGUCUGA